AUGGUGGUGAUAUCAUGGCUCGAGACCCAUGUGACUGCGCGCCAGGCGCGUCUCAACGCGUCUUCCCAGUCCAGUGGGGCAUCUAUCACUUUCACUGUUUUCUCUCCUCAGCAAGCCUCAACCUCGAAGUCAAGGCCGCAUCUAUUGUGUGCAAGUCCAGCGCCAUCGGUACCGCGAUCGCGCGUCAAACCAUUACGAACAUAUGGGAAACGAAGCAUUCGGGACGACUCACCGAAAGAGCCAAACACCAAGAAACGAAGGGUAUCAACAGAAGUAACAGCUUCUGAACCAGCAUCCAAAGGCACAGACACGGCGCCGCUGGAGAAGGUCACGGAAGAGGCGAAGAACACACUUGAAUCGACAACAACGAACAAACCCACUACCGAGCCAGUCAAGAAGGGAUCAAUCUUGAACUUCUUCAAACCUGUACCUCCAUCGUCUACAGUUACCUCCAGCCCAAAGAGUGACGAGCCUCAACCCGAAACCACACCCCCAUCCUCACCACCGCAACCACCAAAGAUAGAAUUGCGAAAGAAACCACGCCUACUACGCUUCCGCGGCACAUCAACACCAUUACUAGACGACGAGAACACAGGAGAUGAUACACAAGGCGAGGACACAGAAGCCGAAGACUCCGGCACCAAAUCCGCUCGACCAACUGCUCGGGAGAACUCUUUACAGCGUGAAUCGAGCACAAGCGAUAUAAAACCAGGAAAGAGGGGGAAAGCAAAGACACCGACAGUACAAACGACACUGAACUUAUCGUCACAAGCAGCGUUUUCGGAGUGUAAGGUGUGUAAUACUGUGUGGAAUCCGCUGUAUCCGGAUGAUGUGAAGUUUCAUACGAAGCAGCACGCGGCUGUUUUGAGGGCGAAGAAAAAAGAGAAGGAGAGUGAAUUAUAG
Molecule: messenger RNA, 903 nt
Organism: Fusarium odoratissimum NRRL 54006
Lineage: Eukaryota; Fungi; Ascomycota; Sordariomycetes; Hypocreales; Nectriaceae
Exons: 2
Coding region: 1-903 (300 amino acids)
Source: RefSeq, a predicted model, not a curated record